This is a messenger RNA of Peronospora matthiolae, 1035 nucleotides long. Lineage: Eukaryota; Oomycota; Peronosporomycetes; Peronosporales; Peronosporaceae. The record is from the annotation of a GenBank genome assembly.
AUGAGCGACGACGAGUCGUCCACGAAAGAGACUGUGUCCUCUACAGCAGACAAAGCUUGGGAGACGGAGAAGGGCGUGCGCAAGAUGGCUGACCUCUUGCGUGGGCGCAAGGGCAUGCCGUCCCGCCAUGCGGUGGAGCUGGGCAAGCGUGUCGAGUACUUUCGAGGCGACCGUCUCGCUUCUUUUCUGUUGGCGAGUCCCAUGGCAAAGAAGUACUUCCCGGAGCUCAAGACCAAAGAAGACGUGCACACAGUGGGCCAUGCUCUGGUCCAGAAUGGCUACAUUCAUCGCUCGGAACGUGACGCAACGAACAAGAAGCUGCUGAAGCCAACGUCCAAGCAGAGCUUUGCUCCAGACGGGUACUACACGUGGAUGUACGAAGGGUCCAAGACGUUCCGCAACAUUUUGACGGCGUUGCUGAUCAUUAGCUUUUUGACGGUCACGUGCUUCCCCAUUUGGCCGCAAUGGGCCAAGGUCGUGCUGUGGUACAUGUCGGUCACUUUCCUCAUCUUCGUGGCGAUCUUCGUGGUCGUGCGUCUCAUCAUCUUCUUUAUCCUCUGGGUGAUUGGCUACGAGUACUGGCUACUGCCCAACAUCUUUGACGACAACCUCUCGGUCGUGGACUCGUUCGUGCCUCUGUACUCGCUACGCACGACGGAACCGUCGGAGCGCAUCUACCGAGUUGUUGGACUGGUCGCUUUUGUGUGCUUCUGUGUGUGGGUGAAGAACCAGCCGACCGACUUUGAUGACUACAUGGAGCUCACGAAACAGUUUACGGACGAUAUUUACAGCGGCAAACUUCUGAGCGAUAUGUCACAGAAAGACCAGGAUAACAUCGAUGCUGUGAAGGUGCCAGAUCUCGAGGAUCUGCUCAAGGACGACGAGGAUGACGAGGGCGACGAGAAUGACGAAGGCGACGAGGACCAGGACGCCAAGUUUGCUAAGAUUUUAGACGAGGAUGACGAGGAGAGCGAGAAAUUCACGGAAGCAAUGGAAGACGUCGAGGCGGAUGGGGCGACCGACCGGGACUUGUAG